GCUCGCUUCAAAUCUCGGACCACCCCCUCCCUUCCUCCCCACCAGCAACACAAACGCUACAUUGAGCAGAGGAAACGGAAAAGACGAAACAUACGCGAAGACGGAUUUUGUUUUUUUUUUUUUUAAUCCCUCGUGCAGAGUUGGUUCUUUUUCUCAGAUCUCUUAUUCUAAGGGGUGCUCGUUUGUUCGAUUUUUUUGGGCGGAGGGGGGGGGGGGAGAAGUUGCCAGCUGUCAGCAGCUGGCAGAAAGCACCCGCCCUGCUCGGGAACACAAGACACUCGGAAGAGGAGGAGUAAGAAGGGGUUGACAGAACGAGAACGAGGGGAAAGAGGGAGACAUGGCACCCCAGCCCCAACCAGGGCAGUCCCAGGUGAGGCAGCACAUGGCCAAGUUCCUCCGGAGUUUCCCGGGGGUCGCCCGCCUGCUGCAGAUCGUCUUCGGCGCCGGCCUGUGGGUCACCAUAGCGGCCAACAAGUACGAGGGCUCCAUCCAUUUCGUGCUGUUCGUGGCGGUCCUCUUCUGGCUCCUGUGUCUGGGCCUCUUCUUCGUCUCGCUGCUGGACAAGCAGGACGCCGUGCCCGUGCUCGGUGGCCCCCGCUGGCUGAGCGCCAACCUGGCGCACGACGUGGCCGCCGCCGCGCUCUACUUGCCGGCCGUGGGGGUCAUGGUCUACAAGACGGAUCGCAAUUCGUACUGCAACCUGGAGCAGUACAAGCACUUCUGCUUGUACAAGGUCUACCUGACGGCCUCGGUGUUCGCCUGCCUGUGCUGCCUGGCCUUCCUGCUCUCGGUGGUCUACGGUGCCUGCAGGAAGAGCCGAGGGGAGCAGACGCUCAUCUGAGGGUAGCAACUUACUCUUUAUUUCCUAUUUUUAUAUAUAUAUAUAUAUAUAUCUAAACCACAGCAAGAUGAGGAAGAGUUAACUUCACUGUAUUUUCUUUUAAUCCAACAAAUGCAGAUAUCUAUUUAAACACACGAGUGUCAAACUCAUUUUUGUCACUGGUCAAAUUGUCAUUAAUGCUUUCCCUCUGAGACUCUACUGACUGUGGAACCGCGUGAAAUAUAUAAUCACACGCGUCAUAUACCGUACAGUGGAACCUCGGAUUUACUGUGCUCGACUUUUUCUAGAAUUUGGUCUUCUAUGACGUUUUUGUGCAUUCUAAACGCACCUGCUCGACUGUCUCCCGCCUAUUUUCCCCAUUUUAAAAUCCAUUAUUAAAAGUGAAGGCCCUUUGAAAUGUUGGUCCGGAAUCAAGUAAAUGAUUUUCACGGGCCACCCAAAAUGACAUGGCAGGCCAGAUCUGGCCCGCGGGCCUUGCGUUGGACACCCGCGAUUCCACAUAAGGGGUGAGGAAAAUUAUUUAAAUUAUGUUAACAAAUAAACUGCAUAUCAUGCACGUUGUUGCAUUAAUUUAAUUAAUUAAUUUGCCCAAUCUUUUUUACUUUCUUUCUUUUAUUUUAUUUUUUUAUGGGGGAUCCAACACCAAAAAUGCUCAAUAGUAGUUUAUCCCCACUCAUUGUAUAACGUUUGGGUGUCUUACAAUAUAUAUAUUUUUUCCAAUAGAAUUAUAAUGGCCGUCAAUUAUCAAUAUUCAAGCACGGGUCCACUGUAUUUAUGUUUGCCUUUAAAGGGCGUGGUCAAGUGAGUGAUGUCAGCAACCGGAUUCCUUGCCAUUUGUCCAAUUCAAUAAAACGAGGGGGAAAAAACAUAUUUCUCUCUCGAUUUUAAGGUGCUUAUACAUCCACAAGUGGAUUGUUUUCAUGAUUCUAAAAGAGAAUAUUACUUUUUUUUUCUUUUUUUUGGGGGGGGGGUCAGGCAUCAACUACAGGGGUCCUCGGUUUAUGGGAUUCUGUUGCCAUGGAGGCGAUAUACCCUGAUACAAAUAUGAGGGUAACUGAGUGUGGCUUAUCGUGACGUGUUCCAAUUUAUUACACCAA
Messenger RNA from Syngnathoides biaculeatus (alligator pipefish), 1938 nucleotides. RefSeq names its product MARVEL domain containing 1 (gene marveld1). Bases 338 to 841 code for a protein of 167 amino acids. The record is from RefSeq and is a predicted model, not a curated record. Gene Ontology annotation, cellular component: membrane. Lineage: Eukaryota; Metazoa; Chordata; Actinopteri; Syngnathiformes; Syngnathidae. Gene Ontology annotation, molecular function: structural constituent of myelin sheath. The transcript has a single exon. Gene Ontology annotation, biological process: myelination.